UAUACAUUCACACCAACAUCAAAAUGAUUAGCCGACACAAAAAAAAAUGGCAAAAAGACUUCAAAGACAAAAGCUUUGUCUCUUCCCAUUCUUCUUCCUCGCCUUCUCCUUCAUUACCAAACCAAACAAGGCAUACCCUCUGUCCACAAGCUCGAGAUGGAUCGUGGACGAGACGAGCCAGCGGGUAAAGCUCUCAUGCGCGAACUGGCCGUCCCACCUCCAGCCGGUGGUGGCGGAAGGGCUGAGCAAGAAACCGGUCGAGGAAAUAGCGGAUAAGAUAGUGGGGAUGGGUUUCAACUGCGUCAGGUUAACUUGGCCUCUUGAUCUGGCCACCAAUUUCACGUUGGCUCACAAUGUGACCGUUAGGCAAUCUUUUCAAAGCCUUGGUUUAUAUGAUGAUUUCGUUGGCUUCCAAACCCACAACCCCUCCAUCAUUGAUCUCCCCCUCAUUGAUGCUUUCAAGACAGUAGUGGAGACAUUGGGGAACGAGGGCGUAAUGGUGGUACUAGAUAACCACGUCACCAAGCCAGGGUGGUGCUGCUCCGACGACGACGGCAACGGCUUUUUCGGAGACCGGUUUUUCGAUCCGACCGUUUGGAUUUCCGGUCUGACCAAUAUGGCCUCUAUCUUCAACGGUGUCUCCAAUGUCGUCGGAAUGAGUUUAAGGAACGAACUCAGGGGAUCUAGACAGAACACUAACGACUGGUUCAAAUAUAUGGAACAAGGAGCUGAAGCGGUUCACUCAGCAAACCCUAACGUUCUUGUGAUUCUCUCUGGCCUACACUACGAUCUCGACCUCUCCUACAUCCGAGCUCAACCCGUUAACCUAUCUUUCGACGGAAAACUCGUUUUCGAGCUCCAUUGGUAUGCUUUCAGCGACGGAGACUCAUGGGCAACGAACAAUCCUAACGAUAUCUGUGGUAAGAUUUCGAACCGUGUGAAUAACGCCGGCGGUUUUCUCCUGGACAAGGGGUACCCGUUGUUCUUGAGCGAGUUCGGGAUAGACGAGAGGGGCGGAAACAUUAACGACAAUCGGUUUUUCGGGUGUUUCUUGGGAUGGGCGGCCGAGAACGACAUCGACUGGGCACUAUGGGUGCUCAGCGGAAGCUACUAUAUAAGAGAAGGAGUGGCCGGAAUGGUCGAGUUUUACGGUGCAUUGGAUGCGGAUUGGAACGAUGCUCGGAAUUCGAGCUUCUUGCAAAGGAUAUCUUUGCUUCAAUCCCCGCUUCAAGGACCGGGUCCUCAAACCGGUGAUUACAACCUGAUUUUCCACCCCUUAACCGGACUCUGCAUGGUACAAUCUCAAAUCAACCCAACAAAACUCGCACUCGGUCCAUGUUACGAAUCCGAACCAUGGAGCUACACUUCUGAGAACAAUCUCAAAAUCCAGGGCCUGCCCUUUUGCUUACAGAACACCGGAACCGGGAAACCGGUUAAACUCGGUAUCAGUUGUUGGAGUCCUGUCUCAAAGUGGCAUACCAUUUCAGCCUCCGAAAUGCAUUUAGCUUCGACUACAAGCGAGCAAAUAUCUCUUUGCCUCGACGUAGACGGUUCCAAUAACGUCGUUAUUGCUAAUGAUUGCAAGUGCAUGGCAGAAGAUAGCCGGUGCCAACCGAUGAGCCAGUGGUUCAAGAUCAUCAAAGCCACGAGAAGAUUGAAAGGACCGAUCACAACUCUACCAGAUUUAUCGUCACCGGAAUGGAGUUCCCUGUAAAGAUCUUUGUCAUAAGAGUACACUGAUAUUAUUGCAUGAUUCUGAACUUGGAAUUUUA
Tarenaya hassleriana is the source of this 1772-nucleotide messenger RNA. RefSeq lists its product as uncharacterized. Gene Ontology annotation, molecular function: hydrolase activity, hydrolyzing O-glycosyl compounds. The transcript is spliced from 4 exons. NCBI's taxonomy places the organism in Eukaryota, Viridiplantae, Streptophyta, Magnoliopsida, Brassicales, Cleomaceae. The record is from RefSeq and is a predicted model, not a curated record. Bases 47 to 1714 code for a protein of 555 amino acids.